Messenger RNA from Cimex lectularius (bed bug), 2483 nucleotides. RefSeq lists its product as uncharacterized. Lineage: Eukaryota; Metazoa; Arthropoda; Insecta; Hemiptera; Cimicidae. The transcript has 4 exons. The record is from RefSeq and is a predicted model, not a curated record. The coding region runs from base 1874 to 2413 and encodes 179 amino acids.
AAAGACUUUUUUCUUAAUUUUCCACCUAAUUGUCAUAGAAAAAACAUGAAUAAAACUAUGUAUAAUUAUGUAUUUCUGUCAAAUUAUACUUUUGUGACACAUUUUAAAGCAUAGUUUGUCUACAUUUUACUUGUUGCCAUGUUUUACAGAAAUAAAUUUAUCACAUAAUUAUAUAAAAUGCUAAAAAUAACCAUGCUCAUUUUUACUAAAGAGAGUAAAAAAGGGUAGGCUAGCCAAAAUCUAGUUAAAGUAUUUGAAACAUUUUUCGUCUGAUAUUGUUCUUUAGAUACGGUAACAAUUCGGUGCCAGGCUCGUUCAAACAAUGCUAAGUCCAAAGACGAAUUGAUGUCUUUAAUGUCAUUUCUAAAUAUGAUAAAUAGAGUAGUCCCCAUCACAGAGCCCUGGGAAACACGCCCUCCAAUGCUUUUUUAACAAUGGCUCCUAGUACUUGGAUAUAAGAUGUUCUGCCUAACAGAUAUAAUUAAUUACUUAUGAGGCGUGUGAUAUUUGUAGAAAAACUUAGUAGGCUUCGUAUAAGAGAGAGUGCCAUAUUUUCGUGUGGUCUGCGGGGAUGAUAAACCUGUUAUUUGCUCCAUAUCGAUAAGCUGAAACCUAGUUUUUUCCCUGCCAUCUUCAGUGGUUUUAUUUUUUUUUUUUAUUAUUUAUUUAUUUAUUUAUUUUAUUUUUUUUUUUUAAAUCUGCUCGUUCAUUCUGACCCCCAAGUUCAGCCGCUUCCGUCUAUAAUAAAAAAGCUAAAAAAGAGGUGUGAUGUUAAGUCGUCUGUUUUUAGUCGGGUAGGUACGUGUGCCGGCGUUUUCGUUGUCGGUGCCUUUGGUAGCUUUUUUUCUGUUGAAAAAGUUUAGAAGAAUACAGCAAUAGCAUGCUAUUUAUUGCUGAAUUGCCUGCAUUCCGAUUUAUUACGAAAUAAAUAUUAAAUUAUUAAGGCAUGAUUAUAAGAAAAGUGGUGCGUUUGAUCUCGCUGUUCGCCUUUCCGGUGUUCCGUCUUACGCCCGUAUUGUAUCUUAAAAUCAAGCCCUUUAACGGAACCGGAACUUUUUAUUCAACAGAUGUUUCCACUCAACAUGUUCAUAAAUUUGAUGUUCAACCCACGGAGACCGUGAAACCGUUGAAAUAUUUACUGGUUAAUAAAAGUCCCAGUCCAGUUUCGAUUUUUCAAUAACAAAACCCAAUAAAAUCGAGAGUCGCCCUUGAAAACUUAACGUGAGUAAAAGGUGGAUUAUUAUCUCAAUGAGUCAGCAGGGUGUGUUCGUUUCCUGUAUACAAGAACAUAACUGAAAUAAAAUUUUUAAGUUUAAAUUUCCAGACCAAGACAGGUUUAUUGGCCUGCGAGUUGAUGCCAACAGCAAGAACUUGCGGGCCAACUGCUGGAUGAACGCCUCCGUUUAAAAAAAAAACUUGUUAUGGUUUAAAAUUACUAAGUUAACAUUCCCGCCAUAGUUGUGCAGAAUGAAAUUAUUAAUUUCCUUGGUAACGAUUUGCACAUAGUUUAUAAUUUUGGGUACGAGCUGUUUCGCUGAACUGCCGCGAUUUGGAUGGAUUAACUUAAUUUUGUUUGACGCAAGAAAUCAAAAUCAAAAUGUACCUAGCUUAUCGGUCGUUUUACACCUUACCCAGCAGUAAGGAUAAAUAAACAAAAAGUAAUAAGAAAUUAGUAUUAGGAGGCCUUUAACUUAAAAUACACCCAAAUAUUGAGGUUGUCAAUACUUUUGCCAUAUAUCUUCCAUCUAAUUUAUCAAAGUUGCGUAUGUGAAAGAAGGAAGAAGAGAAGGAAAGUGGCCGUCAAGAGGUGAGAGGGGGAAGGCAGAAAGUGGGCUAGACCUGAUCACCAGGCCACAAACGGUCCUCUUCAGAGAUGAACGCGAUCUGUUUCGUGGUGAUCCUCGGUAUAGCGGCCUGCGUCAGGGCCGACGAGGCCCUCCGGGAGGACAAGACGACGGACGACGUCCUCGUGGAAGAAACGACGAUGACUGCCGUGGAUUACACUCAGAAAAGCAACGGCAACGCCGAUCAACCCGAAUCAAAGAUUUACGAUAAAGUCGAUGGGAAGAAUAAGAUAAAAAUCAAACGCCCCAAAGGCCCGAGUAAAAAGAUGGCUUCAAAGCUGCUCCCUCUUCUACUCAUCCCGCUCAUGAUCCAGUCACAGAUGAUGCCGCUGAUGCUUCUCAAGCUGAAGAUGAUGGCUGUGAAAGCGAUGAUGAUUGGUAAGCUGGCACUGUUCAUCCUCGGUCUGAACCUUUUGAGAAAUGCGAUCAUCGGAGCAAACAAUAUUGACCAACAAUACGAGCAACAAACAUUGGCGCAGUCUCAUUACGGCUACAAUGGCGGCCCCGAAUACGGCUCUUAUAUCAACAGGAGAAUGCUCUCAGCAGGACCUUACUGGCAAUAUUCAUGACGAAUACCAUAAAUUUUAUAAAUACUGUAAAUAUUGUAUACUCUUAUUAUAUUAAAUUAUUUAUUUUCAA